This is a messenger RNA of Fusarium mangiferae, 1503 nucleotides long. RefSeq lists its product as uncharacterized. The coding region runs from base 1 to 1503 and encodes 500 amino acids. The transcript is spliced from 2 exons. Gene Ontology annotation, cellular component: nucleus. The record is from RefSeq and is a predicted model, not a curated record. Gene Ontology annotation, biological process: regulation of transcription by RNA polymerase II. NCBI's taxonomy places the organism in Eukaryota, Fungi, Ascomycota, Sordariomycetes, Hypocreales, Nectriaceae.
AUGAGUAAACGAGAAGCUGCUGAGCCAGCCGUUGAUGUUCCUCCGGCCAAGAGGCUUUAUCGUGGAGGCCCAGAUGACUUAUACAUUGAUGAUGCAGAGGACGACUUAACUAGCGCUCAUACUCCAUAUUCCACCCAGGACCCUGAUUCACCACAGACAGUGAAUACUGCUGCUACAACUCCCCGGGCCAAGUUUCCUUCGGAUCUCAAAACUCUUGCUUGCACAUGGCCUGGUUGCCCAAAGACCUUCAAUCGACCUGCCAGAUUACGAGAUCACCUCAAUUCUCACACCAAUUCCCGACCAUUCAAGUGUCCUUAUGAUGGUUGCGAUAAGGAUUAUAUAGAGGACAAGCACUUGAAGCAGCACAUCAAGGCUGUCCAUACUCUGGAGCGAAAGCAUGUCUGUCAAAAGGAAGGCUGCGGCAAGAGCUUUGUGACGGGUACUCGACUUAAACGACACCAGGCUGUCCACGAAGGCGAAGAGAGAUUCCGUUGCCAAGACUGUGGGCAGAGUUUCAGAAAGAAGGAGACAUUGAGCAAGCACGUUCGAAAAGACCACCAGGGCCUGCCUGCCCUCCAAUGUCCAGAGCAAGGGUGCCGUCAUGCUUUUGAGUCCAAGGCAGCCUUGAAACGACACCGCGAUAAGGAUCAUGGCGAGGCAAAGUUCUGGUGCGGCGAAUGCGGUUUGAAGAGGAUGCCAGAUGGCACAGAACAGCGGGUCGGAUUCACUACUGAAGUGCUGCUUCAGGCACAUAUCCGCCAAGAACAUCAAAACUGCAUUUUCUGCGAAUUCAAAUCUGUUUCACGAUGGGAGCUGGAGAAGCAUGUCGAAAUGCACCAUUCCGGUCAGUCCGUCGAGGAUCGAAAGAACAUCGCCUGCCCAUACGACGAUUGCACCAAGAAGUUCACUAAGAAGUCCAACCUCAACGCCCAUAUUCGUACAGCGCAUGAGGGGUUCCGCUUUGUUUGCGGCCAAGUUGACAUCAAUAGUUCUGGCCUACAGGGCUGGACAAACGAUCAAGGCUGUGGUGAUAAGUUCAGUACCAAGAGUCGACUAGAAGAUCAUAUACGAUAUAAGCAUCUCGGCCACGAACGCCCUAAGCUCUCGAAGCCUGAGCCGUCUCAAGGAAUCAAUCUUAUCAAUGAACUCUCCGGUGCUGCGAUCCAGGCAGAGAGAACGAUUUCUUGUCCUCACUGCCAUGAAGCCUUUAUUCGCUACCACGACCGGGAUGCACAUGUUGAGCUGUAUCACCCACCGGCUACUGACCCGUCUCUUAUCCUAGCUGGAGACCAGCUUGAUCCUGCUCAGUUCUUCUUCGAUGGCAGUUUCCCUAACACAACGAAUUGGCCUGGUAUUAUGCCGGAGGAUGACAUCUUCGCUGCUACAAUGGACUAUGGCCCUCCGCGAGAUGACUGGCCAGAGGACGAAACCAACAUACUUCUGUUGGCAAGAGAUCCAGCACUACAGGAUCCUCUUAUUGACCCCGCUCUUGGUACUCUCUGA